Molecule: messenger RNA, 1351 nt
Organism: Lineus longissimus
Lineage: Eukaryota; Metazoa; Nemertea; Pilidiophora; Heteronemertea; Lineidae
Product: solute carrier family 25 member 45-like
Exons: 5
Coding region: 169-1065 (298 amino acids)
Biological process (GO): transport
Cellular component (GO): mitochondrion
Molecular function (GO): transmembrane transporter activity
Source: RefSeq, a predicted model, not a curated record
ACUCCAUUUCUCUAUGCCAAUCAAUCAUGAGUGAUUUCAAAACCCUAAAACAUCCAAGAGGUUGAUGAUUUCUACGCUUGACGAUAAGUCGUCUGUGUUAACAAACAUGACCAAUAUUCCUUGCAUUUUCCAGUAUCCUAUAUCUACUGGCCAUACUUGAUUGGAACGAUGUCCUCGGGGGUGUUCAAUGAUUACAUUGCAGGAGCACUAGGAGGUUGUGCUGGUCUUAUAGCAGGGCAUCCAUUUGAUACAAUUAAGGUCCAGCUUCAGACACAGAAUCAUGAAGGACUGGUGUCUUGCUUCAAGAAAAUCUCUUCAUCAAACCUGAGCUCAGGAUUCUUCCGUGGUUUAGCGUUCCCUCUUUGGUCAUAUGGUUUCCUCAAUGCAGUAUUCUUCGGUGUCUAUGGCAACACGCUACGUUGGUUAACAGAGGGAAAGGAUGUCGAGAAAAACAAGCGUUAUUUCGAUAUUUACAUGGCUGGAGCUAUUGCUGGGGCUGCACAAGUCAUCCCGGCAUGUCCAUUAGAGGUCAUCAAGGUCACGCUGCAAUCGCAGAUCAAAACAGCAUCAACUACAAAGGGAGAAUACUACAAGGGACCAUGGCACUGCCUCAAGGCAUCUGGCAUGAGGGGCUGCUAUCGGGGCUUCUCUGGACAAUGCCUUCGUGAUAUACCAUCAUUUGGCACCUAUAUCGUAGUUUACGAGUGGAUGCAUGAUUGGAUUAGUGAACAGUCUUGGGCUGAUAGCCGAGGUAUUGUAGCAGGCCUGUUCGGUGGUGGCAUCAGUGGCAUAAUCAGUUGGGGCUGUAUCAUACCCCUCGACUGUAUAAAAAGCAGACUUCAGAGUGACACUACAAACAAGUACAAUGGUGUUAUCGACUGUGCUAUUAAAAGCUACAAAAGUGAUGGAUUACGUUGUUUCUUUAGAGGCAGUGCUGCAGUCAGUUUGAGGGCCUUUCCUGUGAAUGCAAUAACUUUCUUUGUUUAUCGCGAGACUUUAAAUGAAUUAAACAAACUUGAUUCACGGAGUGAAGUGAUUUGUGGGCAAAUCGUUAGUGAUAGCUGAUGAUAAAUGCCUAUCUCAUUCGCACUUCAUCUGUAAACUUUAUUACUUUCACAUGGACCUGGUGAUGUAGGGUUUUUUUUCUUCACACAUGAUGAAACUUUGAAAAGAAACUCAUCAAGAAACACUCAAGUAAAAGCAUGAGCCUUGAAUGGCCCAGUCAGAAAGCUCAUGCAGAAUAGGCUUUGAGCAGAUGACACUAGAUAUCAUCUCACCACUGGUGUAUGUAAUCUUUAUACCUGUGAAUGGACGGCAAGCCCUUUCCCCAUGGAUUGGAUCUUCUUUUACA